CCGUAGUCACGUGUCCCGGAGCGAUCUGCGCAACUGUAUCGCAGAUUCUGUAGUAAAGUUUGUUUUAUUUUUGUUGGUAAGCCAAAAAAACAUUUCAGACAAGAACGAUUAGUGAACAACGGGAUCAUGGCGCUGAAGAUGUGACAGCAUCAAUAUGGCCUCUUCAAAUCAGCCUGCAAGACAGUAUGUCAGUGAUGCUCGUUUAAACCUGGUUGGACAGCUACAAAAUGUGUCUCUUAUUGUUGAAAAACUUCACCAGCAGGGUGUUUUCAAUCACAAUGAAGUUAGUGAAAUUGAUGCCGUACCAGAAAAAUACAACAAAACCAGGAAGAUACUGGACUGGAUCUUAAACAAGGGUGAGGAGGCCUGCUAUCAGUUUCUCAGAAUUCUGGACUGUGAGAGGAAAUCAGUCUUCCCGAAAGCAGACUCUAACCUGCAUACGUGGAUCUGCUUGUUCUCCUUUAGAGACGAGGCUACAUCUGAUUAUAUUCAGGGGCCAAGAUUGUGUCAUCAGUUUCAAAACUUUUUGAAGACAAGUACAAAACACAUUCUUAGUCAACAGUGGAAGCAGAGGCAGUCGUUGUGUAAAGUCCAGGAAAACUUCCCCUUUAUUCCUCUGGUGUUGGACACAGACACACAAAAAAAUAAGCCAUGUAAUAAAAUCCUACUCAAGAGCAAGAAAGCUAAAAAGCCUCGUUCAAAAAAGAUGAAAGCCUACAUACCAAGGGACACACACCAGAAAUCACAUGAGGAUCUGUUUAAUAGCCGGGAGCAAAACAUCCUAAUAGUAGGAAAACCUGGAAUUGGGAAAACAACAGUUGUUCAACAAAUGUUACAUCAUUGGGCAGAGAGACAUGACCGAAAACUUGACUUCAUGUUUUACUUUGAUGAAAACACACUGUCAAAUACCUCAAAUGUAGUGAGCUUUAAAAAUCUUCUGCUUGACCCAUUUUUAAUGUCAAAUCCACAGCUUAAAGAUAAUGCUGAUGAAAUUGUGCAAUAUCUUCAAGAAUAUUCUGACAGAGUCACCAUAGUUUUUGAUGGAAUCAGAGAUUUUCAGGACAACACAAUCUUGCUGGGGGUAAUGCAACAUGAACUUCUGCCUGAAGCAAAGAUUGUGGUAACAUGCAGACCGGAAGUCGAGUAUGAGUUCUCUGACUGGGCAACAUGUACAGUCUAUGUUCAAGGUUUCAGUGAGGAAUCUAUUUAUGAUUUCUUUAGGGCAAUGUCUAAUAAUGAUCCAGAGCUGGUAGACAGUGUGAUAAACAAUCCUGCACUCUUCAGUAUCUGUCAUGUCCCUAUGUAUGCUUUUUUGGUGGCAGCCUGCAUUUCAUAUUACACUUCUGAUGAAGCUCAGAAACCGUGCACAGCUACUGAGCUGUAUGUGCGGAUUUUUUGUCACUGUCUACAAAGACAUGGAAAUGUGUCAUUGCUGCAAUUAGAGGGACACAUUAAGAACUUCAGGGACGUGAUCUUAUCUUUAGCAGAGUGCGCUUUCAAUGCAACCAAGUUAAAGACUUUCAAUCUGAAGUUUGAUUUUGAAGCAAGAGGCAUUGCUGCCAUUUUCCUAAAGACUGGGUUAGUUGUGUCACCAACACAUCCCAGACAUUUUUGUGCAUUUCAUCACAACACAAUGCAGGAAUUUUUUUCUGCUCUCUGGCUGCUAGAAAAAACUGAAUUACUUGAUGAGGUACUCCAGCUGUGCCAAAAUGAAGAGAAUAGGCACAUGAAACAUGUAAUUCCUUUCCUCUGUGGACUCCAAUCACAAACCAACACUGAUCAUUUAAAGUGUCUCCAUCCACCGAACAAGAUCAAGGAAAAUGCUAAUGAUUUUUUUAAGAAAGUCUUUAACAUUUUCCUUGUUGGUCAACCAGAUGAUGAAAAUGUGGACAUUGCCUUCAUAUGUCAGUGUCUGUAUGAAUAUCAGUCAGCUGGAACAUGCUUCUUAUUUCUGGAGGAAAUAAACUAUCAUCUAGAUCUGAGUGAGGAACAUCUUGACCCUUACACAUGCUCUGCAGUGUCCUAUGUAAUCAGCCAAUCAGGCAACAAACAGGUUCAUCUUUGUUUGGAAAACACUGCUGUAUCUCUCACAGGGCUGAAGAUAAUUCUUAAACAUUCAAAAUAUCUAAGGUAUUUAUCAACAACACUAUGUCAGGUGUGGACAAUCGCCUUGCAGUGUGAGGAGCUGAACUAUCUGAGAAAUCUCCUACUAUUAUGCGGAAAUGAGAUGUACAUCUCAAUGAGCAGUCAGACAGAUGUGCUUAAGCAAGCUGAAAAAAUUAUAACCCAAAGCACAGAGCAAACAAUUCUUCAUCUGUACUGUGAUAAAGACCCACAACAGCUUACAGAGCUUUUCUUUAACACAGUGUUGUCAUGGCUGCCAUACAUCAGCUCUCUUCAGUUUUACUCUGAUCAGGGAGAACGAGAACAGAGAUGUAGAACAUUUCUACUGGAUUUGUGUCUACAAGCAGCUCUACACCAACCACAACACAUCCAGGACACAGUGCAGACAGUGAUGAGAUGGUAUUAUAAAGGACAGAGUGAUUUCCUGCUGGAUCUGUACUCCCGUGUGAAGCAGUAUGAGAGUGUAACAGACAGGAGUGUCCUUCCAGUAUUGCUGCCAGUUUACAGGUCAGCUUCUGCACUUUGGUCCAUAAAUCUCUCAGAGAGAAAAGUCUCCCUCCUCCUAGAAGUGCUGAAACUCCAAACAGAGGAGAAACCAGUGGAGCUGAGAGACUGUUCAGAUGAAGAGAGUGAAGUGAGGAGUUUCCUUCAGUGUCUGCCCUACAUCUCACAACUCAGCUGUGAGUUUAAAGAAGGAGAGAAAGAUCGAGAAAAGAGACGUAGAUCAUUUCUACUGGAUUUGUGUCUACAAGCAGCUCUACACCAACCACAACACAUCCAGCAAGUAAUACAGAAAGUGAUGUCAUAUAUUAAAGAAGAUGAUGACGAAGAAUAUUAUUGUAAAAAUGAGAGUGGUUUCCUGCUGGAUCUGUACUCCCGUGUGAAGCAGUAUGAGAGUGAAACAGACAGGAGUGUCCUUCCAGUAUUGCUGCCAGUUUACCAGUCAGGUCCUCCAGUCUGGUCCAUAAAUCUCUCAGAGAGAAAAGUCUCCCUCCUCCUAGAAGUGCUAAAACUCCAAACAGAGAAGAAACCAGUGGUGCUGAGAGACUGUUCAGAUGAAGAGAGUGAAGUGAGGAGUUUCCUUCAGUGUCUGCCCUACAUCUCACAACUCAGGGUUAAAGGGUUUCAUCCAGACUCUGAAAUCAUCCAGUUUUUGCUGAAUCUGAGCGUCGCAGCAGUCGACUGUCAAUCAGAUGAAGGAGAGAGUUUUACUGAGCUGCUGACAUCAGUGUGUAGAUACAACACGUUCCCUUAUGGUGAAGAGUUUGAUGAAUUCCAAGAAGGACAGAGUGAUUUCCUGCUGGAUCUGUACUCCCGUGUGAAGCAGUAUGAGAGUGAAACAGACAGGAGGGUCCUUCCAGUAUUGCUGCCAGUUUACCAGUCAGGUCCUCCAGUCUGGUCCAUAAAUCUCUCAGAGAGAAAAGUCUCCCUCCUCCUAGAAGUGCUGAAACUCCAAACAGAGAAGAAACCAGUGGAGCUGAUAGACUGUUCAGAUGAAGAGAGUGAAGUGAGGAGUUUCCUUCAGUGUCUGCCCUACAUCUCACAACUCAGGGUUAAAGGGUAAGUUUAUAAAGUCCAUGUGUUUAUAGACAAAAUACUUUACUGGUACACCUGCUCCAAACC
Clarias gariepinus (North African catfish) is the source of this 3747-nucleotide messenger RNA. RefSeq lists its product as uncharacterized. NCBI's taxonomy places the organism in Eukaryota, Metazoa, Chordata, Actinopteri, Siluriformes, Clariidae. The record is from RefSeq and is a predicted model, not a curated record. Gene Ontology annotation, biological process: regulation of apoptotic process. The coding region runs from base 155 to 3688 and encodes 1177 amino acids. The transcript has 7 exons.